Messenger RNA from Echinostoma caproni, 5994 nucleotides. Lineage: Eukaryota; Metazoa; Platyhelminthes; Trematoda; Plagiorchiida; Echinostomatidae. The record is from the annotation of a GenBank genome assembly.
AUGUCUCGAGUGCACACUAACCUUCCGAUGCUGGCCUCUGAAGCUCAUUCCAAUUUGAUCUAUGUUCGAGCCUACUCGAUGCAUCUGCUUCGCGGGCUGACAACCGUUCACGUUCAACAAUCUUCUUCGGACUGCUCGACUGAUCAGUUUGAGAAUGACAGUCCGGAACUGCUUAGGGAAGAGGAACUCCGACUGCAGUACGAUGCCGAUUGGCCGUUGUGGCGAAUCGCUGUGCUUCGACUGGUUGCCAUGCGUCAAGCGGCGGCGAAACUGCACGAAAAUGUGAUCAGGGCUAGUCGCUCGCGAACAUCCAGUCAAAUAGAGUCCAGUGAUACAACUGUUCUUUCCGAAUCUGAGCAUAAUGUUGCAUCACCGGCCAGUACCAUGUCCUGGUACGCAUGGUGGCGUUAUUCGUAUUGGCUUGGGGGGAAAUCUUCCUGGUGGUCCGGUUCUAAUGGAGGAAAUGGCGGCUCCAUCCCAUCCUUUACAACUGUGGCUACGCCUGCCCAGAUGAGCUCAGACGUGACAACUUCUUUAGAAUCUGUCCCUACGGUAAAAGAUGCCAUAUUGGAACUUCUAGACGAAUUGGCCAUGGCGUCCGAGCGAUUUGAUACAGAUCGAUCAGAACCGGGUCCUACUACUCCCACAACAGUUGCUUCCUUUCAGUUGGUCUGCCAUGUGGAGGGAUGCAGUAUUCGUUUGACAGAUGUUACGCCCCCAUUCCCCAUCUUGUCCGAUGGCUUUGUGAAAGCAUUUCACCGCACAUUAUCCGGCCCGUUUCAUCCAUCUGCAUGUGAUCCUAAUUCACCCUCUGCCAGUCUGUUCUGGCUUGUGUAUGAAGUAGCUCCCGUUGGUGUUGACUUUGAGUAUAGCCUUGAAAUCAAGACCGACCCGUUACAUGUGGUCUAUCAGUUGGAUUUGCUACAAUGUGUGCUCAAUUUCUUUCGAACCGUGGCCUCAGCCGCAUCUCCAAACCUCGAAACCUCUGCUCGUCAUCAGUACCAAGUGAUCAAAGAACGUACUCAGGCGAACAUACGUGCAAUGUUUGAUGACACCACGAUAUCCUUGCAGACAUCCACCAUUGAACCAAAUGAAGCUCCCACUGUCGACUCCGCCGUCUCUCCCUGUCCCUCUCCGCUCGUUUCUACUGGCCAGUCCAACAGCCAAUCACCUCGAUCUCAGUCAGUCACUAACCGCCCCCGUCCACGUCGUUGGCGCAUCAAUUUGGAUAUCGCGGCCCCGCGGCUAUUGUUACCGGCAAAUCCGGAAUGUCCGAACUUGACGGACACCAGCAACCUUGUUGGUUUAUUGUGUGACUUCGGACACUUGAGGGUGACCAAUUGGCCUCCACCACCUGUAAAACCAAGCAUCGAAAUGAUGCACACUUCAGAAUCGACGUUCAGCGGCGACGAAAUGGAAUUAUUCCUCACUCCCUGUGGGACUCCUGAGGCGCAUUCGGAAGAUGAAGAGUGUGUGGACAGAAACGAUGAUUCAAACAAAACCCAACUGGAAUCCCUAAAAAUAUCGAAAUCUCAAAAUCUGUACGAAUCAUUUGUCAUUCAGUUGGAAGAUCUGCACGUGUUGGUUGGCAAACUGUACGAAUUGGAAAAAUUAGGACUGUGGACCAGUUCCCAGCUGGGUGAAGAUCCUGGCGGAUUUGAUCCCGACUCGUGUGCUAAUAUUCGUAGCCCAGACAGUGCCACAUUUUCUUUGGGCACUCCGCGACUCUCCAAUCGACUUUGUUUAAUCGAUCGGUUGAAUUUACGUCUGCUUGUCAGUCGUCGAGUUAUCCCAUUCUCUGAGUUGCAGACCCGCUACUAUCCGCAAUUGAUCAAUCGGGAUUGUCCACCCACUUUCUGGUUCACACUGGAACAGGAGCGUUGUGUGAUCCAAUUGUCCGAUUCCAAAGUGUACAAUUUGCUCAAAUGUCUUCAGUUCACGACGAGAUUUAUGUCCGACAGUAACUGGGAUCUCUCUGCGCCACGUACACCGGAAAACACCAUAGUAAAUCCUGUUCCGCGUGCUUCUUCAGUUUCAUCUGCUACCAAUCAGGGACCAGUGGCACACACGAUCGGACCCGAGCUGUUCGCAACGAAACGGAAACGCUUCAUUGCUUCGUUCCAUGUGCGAGAAUUGAUUCUCCAGCUGGAGAACAAAGGUUAUCCGGUGGCUGAAUGCCGCUUAGAAGGUGCUGCCGGUACUUGGAUCCGUCUGACUGGUCGGGGAGGUGCCUAUCAAGGUCGUCUAAUCGUUCACAGUUUAUCCAUAGCAGAUGCGUUGACCAAUCUGGGGGAGGAGUUUGAUUUGCUCGUUGAUUCUAACCAGAGUGCUCGACUGAAAAACCAGGAACUUCGGGAUCUGUCACUGCCAAACGGAACAACGGCCCCUACUGUAUUUGAUGUAUUUGGCGAGCUCUAUAAGACGGUGCUAUCUGGACAGUUUAGUAAGCCACCAGAAGGUCACAUGCUUCCCAUCACUGAGUUCUCAAUGCUGAGUCAGAACGUCACAAAUCUGGCUGUCAUCCGCACACCUAAGCAAUGCUUCCCAUUGCUAAACGACAAUAUCAUAAAUUUCUAUGACGAAAUUAUCCGCUUGCUUGACGGUAGUCAAGAAGGUGAUAUCGUACCCGAUAUUGAUGACCAAGCCCCUGAUGAAAAGUCCGGAUCACCGAAGGAUUUGAUGCAUGCCUACUUCGAUUGGUUACCUUUCAAUGAUCCCCAAUCACCGCUAAACGCAAGCCCACAGUUCUGCUCGGGAUCACGUACCGUGCGAGUGCAUUUGGAUGGUCUAGAUAUUGUGUAUAAUCCGGAAACGGUGUCAGAGAUUCACUCCCUACUACGUCAAUUAUCUGCAUUGACUAAAAUUUUCGGCGGCUCGGAAACAACACAAUCGCCCAGUCAUGAAUCUCAUUUUCCAACCAACUCGACACCUAUCAACUUGAUGAAUUUCAGAUUGGGCUUGGAACGCUUAUGCGUAAUGAUCAUCGAUAUCUGUGCUGACUCCACUAAGGUCAGCAGCGAUCGGGAAACGAUGAUGGAACCCAUGCCUAUGCGGAAGGCGGAACCUCUGUUAUUGGCUACAAUCAAUCUAUUGACAUUGGGAAUGCAAACAGGCAUGUUAUUUUGUUUCCAUCUGCUUUUGUGUUCCUAUGCAUGUUUCUACCAAGUACACUGUGAAGGCACUACCCGUAUGGCUUCUCUACGUCUGGCCGGGAUUCACCUGUGUGACAUGUUUGAUAAAUCACCUGCCGUUCCCUACUUACUGACAUCGAAUUUCUCUCCUGCUCAUCCAUUGGAAAAACCGGACGAUCCGGUUCUCGAUGUUCAAAUGUUUUGGCACGCAUCUGACUCCAUUGAUUCGCGAUUCUCUACUCACAUUGAGACUCGUUUAAGCCAUCUAACAUAUGUUCACCAUCAGAAGCUACUCUCCCGGAUCGCGUCUUAUCUGCAUCGAAUACUUCCUGUGCAAUCUGGCGGUGAACAGCACGGGCUGCCACGCAGCACCUCCCCUCGGUCUGAACACUACCAGACCCGAAUCAAGUUGGAUCUACUCUCGCCCCAUCUGUUGUUCCCGAAUUUGUCUACACCCCAUGUGCUGGUCGCACGCGCCACAUCUAUCCGAGUGACCAACUCAAGUCUGGCGGUCCAAAGCAGUGACACGAAAUUAGACGCCGGAUCAAAACCGGCUGCUCCAAUCGAUUUCACACGAAAAGAACAUUUUGGUUUGUGCGUUCACGUGCCUUACAUUCAGGUCGAUAUAAUGGCCGAUUUGGAUCUCCGUCCUGUACCACUUGCCCGAUUCCAAUCCGCCUCGACAACCACGUGGCUAUCCCUGCCAGCUGGUAAACAAACCAUCCAAUUAAGCAUCCGUUCACGUCAAGUUGCCCUACUUGACAUGCUCCCGUUACCCGAGCAAACUCGUACGGGUGCUCCAUCACUUCCGGCUGAGUCCGAAAUGCGUACCCUACUUUCGGCGAAUCCGCCCGAUUUCGAAUGCACCUCCUCGUCGUCUACCAUUCCCAUCUCAGACCACUUAUUUGUUCUCAGGUCAUUGGAAAAGCAUAGUUGUGAGCGGUCUGCAUCCUUGAAUUUCUCAGCAGAACUUUUCGCUUCUAUUCAAAUCCAACUGGUCCAUUUACUCUGUCGUCUGGCUCCACAACCGUGGGUUCUUCUGUUGGACUUUUGCAACUUAUCUGGCCGGCCAGCUGCAGUUUGUAAGGGUGAUAACCAAUCGUCGAAUACAUCAACAAUAAUGCAAACUGAUGGAUCGAUUUCCGCCCGUUCUAACCCCAUGCAAUGUGCAAGCAUCCAGGCUCAGAUUAAUUCAUUUCAUCUUGUAUGGACCGAAUCAGACUCGAAUGUGUCGCUCGUCGGGCCCAGUUGUCCUCAUCCACAAACUACGGUUAAUCAAGAUUUCGCUUCUCUAGUUUGUAGUGAUCUCACUAUUCGAAUACUCGAUCAACUUGCGCAGUAUACACAGUGGUUACCAGCACAGCGACAGAAAACUCCAGAAAAUUUGCCCGGGCCGUAUCGUCUGAUUGAGGGUUCCGUAGCAGAUCUGUCGUUAUCCGCGUUGUCCACAAAAGAAAAACGGUUGUAUGAUGAACGCCUCUGUUUGAACAAAAGCAUUGUGGGUAACAAAUCAUACCGCCCUUUUCGAUUCCUCCUAAUUCUCUCUCACUUGAUGCAUUCGAUGCGCCCAAGACAAGGCGAAGAAGCCUAUCUGUGGAUUCGCCUCAGUCCCAUACAAUAUGUGCAUACACAACACUUCCUAAGUUCCAUGCUGGAUACGCUCAAUGGAUUACUCCAAAAUCGUGACAUGAUGGCCCGAAUUCGUGCAUCCAGUGAGGGAUUGCAGUUACCUACCACAGCACCCACCUCGUUGCGCGUAUUGUUGGACGUUUACGCUGACUCACCGACUCUCAUUCUGCCAGUCAGUGAGGCUAGCCCGGAGUGUCUCGUUACCACAAUGUCUCAACUAACUGUAGCUAAUUCAUUUCUUUGGGUUGACCACGAUCCACCCUAUCCGGGUUUGACACGUGAGCUGACAAUAGCGCACACGUCAGAGGAGACUUGUACCAGUUGCGCUUCAUGUGUGAAACAUUCUCAUUACAUUCAGCGUCAUCCACAACAGCAACAGUGGACUGAGCCACAGACCAUGACCGCGCGCUCCUCCAUUGCACAGACCACGGUCCUACUGAAUCAAAGAACUCCAACUGAGUGUCUUUGGGAUCGAAUCACACUGAAUCUGGAGAAUGCGACUAUACACCAUGCGGCAUAUUUACGCUCUGCUGCGGAACCAACUUUUGAUUCUCCAGAUCAAACCGGUCAGCCUCCUUCGGCCAGAGUUGACAUCUUGUCCUUCUCCAGUUAUCGCAUCUGUCCAUUCCCCGGAACGAAUCCGAUCUCAUCUUCCUCCUCCGCCUCCUGCACAUCGUCGUCGUCAUCAUCAUUCCCUCAUCUGUUUGACCCGCGUCCAGUCACAUUCAUCCUCGGCCGAAAUUUAUCCAGUGCCUAUUCGCAUAUUGUGCCAGAUUGGCGACUUACUAGUCAGUGGCAUGCGGUCCAGGUCCGUCUGACUGCACGCAUUUAUUCUGUGAUUCGUGGUAUUUUGUUGCAUAACCUUUCCGGUCCGGUCCUCCCUCUAUCGCCCCCUACUCACGAACUUCCCUUAUGGAUUGGACGUGUACAGCAACCCAUCCGCAUGGCACACAGCCCGGUUGUCUAUCCACCCAAACCAACGAUUCAGACUUCUAUCACCGGUGUGGUCUGGACUGCAAUUACUUUCUGGCUGGAUCUGCGGGAUACACAAAUCCAAUUUUUUCCGGAACUUGAUAGCACAUCAGCGAUCUGUCCUGUGAUCCCAUCGGCUCAACUAGAUUUAACUUAUGCCCGAUUCUCGUUCGACAAGUUGUCUAAUCACCGAUCAUGGACGGAAUUGGUUUGCUCCAAAUGUGAAUUGGUCAACCUGCGUGACUUCGGUAAGUUGUUAUGA